Molecule: messenger RNA, 2343 nt
Organism: Orycteropus afer afer
Lineage: Eukaryota; Metazoa; Chordata; Mammalia; Tubulidentata; Orycteropodidae
Source: RefSeq, a predicted model, not a curated record
AAAAGCAGCAGUUGUUUAUCGCAGCCUCGCCUCAGCGAGGCCUGAGAUUCUUUCGAACAGGAGCUUUGCUUCCCAUGACGCAGAGCGAAGUGUCAACUGGGAUAUUUCUGGUAAAACUGAAAGCAAGAGAAGCGGGUGUGCCUUUCAGGAGGGUCCAGCUUCGUGGGACGUGGGUGGGAGUAGGGAGAGUUUGGGUGUCAUCCCCAAGUGACAGACAGAUGGACCUUUUAUCUGAGAGAAGGAAGAGGUAUGCUGGCAAAUCAACCUCAAACCCAAGAUUGCUUCUGAAGCAAUCAUAAAAAGGAAUAAACCACAAAAGCUGGAGGGGAAGAUCGAAGAGGCAAGAAGGGCGCGGAUUGUGACAAACUCACCGCUUCAUCGGUUACUCACUCGAACUGGAACAAAAUGUCCCUGAAGUUGCCAAGGAACUGGGAGUUCAACCUGAAAGUGGAGGCUGGGAAAAUAGUUCGGUCCCAGAGUGUGAUGACUGGCGAGCAGAUGGCAGCCUUUCACCCAUCAUCCACCCCCAACCCACUGGAAAGGCCUAUCAAGAUGGGCUGGCUGAAGAAGCAGAGGUCCAUCGUGAAAAACUGGCAGCAACGGUAUUUUGUGUUGAGGGCACAGCAGCUCUACUACUACAAGGAUGAAGAGGACAUGAAGCCACAGGGCUUCAUGUAUCUACCAGGAAGUACCAUAAAGGAGAUUGCCACAAACCCAGAAGAAGCUGGAAAGUUUGUCUUUGAAGUCAUUCCAGCCUCAUGGUACCAGAAUCGUGCAGGACAGGACUCCUAUGUCCUCAUGGCCAGCUCCCAGGCAGAGAUGGAGGAGUGGGUUAAGUUCCUGAGGAGAGUUGCCGGCACACCUUCUGGAGCGGUGUUUGGCCAGCGCUUGGAUGAGACUGUUGCCUAUGAGCAGAAAUUUGGCCCCCACCUUGUGCCUAUUCUGGUGGAGAAGUGUGUAGAGUUCAUCCGGGAGCAUGGCUUGAACGAAGAGGGCAUCUUCCGCCUGCCUGGGCAGGAUAACCUGGUGAAGCAGCUGAGAGAUGCCUUUGAUGCAGGGGAGCGACCCUCCUUUGCCAGAGACACAGAUGUGCACACAGUGGCCUCUUUGUUAAAACUCUACCUCCGAGACCUCCCGGAGCCGGUGGUUCCCUGGAGCCAGUAUGAGGGAUUUCUGCUCUGCGGGCAGCUCAUGAAUGCAGAUGAGGCAAAGGCUCAGCAGGAGUUGAUGAAACAGCUCUCCAUCCUGCCCCGAGACAACUACAACCUCCUGAGCUACAUCUGCAGGUUUCUCCAUGAAAUCCAGCUGAACUGUGCAGUUAACAAGAUGAGCGUGGACAACCUGGCCACUGUGAUAGGAGUGAAUCUCAUCAGAUCGAAGGUGGAAGACCCUGCUGUGAUCAUGAGAGGGACUCCUCAGAUCCAAAGGGUAAUGACUAUGAUGAUUAGAGACCAUGAAGUCCUCUUCCCCAAGUCCAAAGAUGCACCUCUGUUACCUCCUGCCCAGAAAAAUGACCCUAAGAAGCCUCCAGUGGCCCGAAGCUCUGUGGGCUGGGAUGCCACAGAGGACCCCUCAAUUUCUCGGACAGACAGCUUUAAUAACACGACAAGUGACUCAGACACAACCAGCCCUACUGGACUUCAGCUGAGUGGUGUGCAUCUGGAGGACAGCAGCAAACUCUCGGGGGAAAAGCCAGGAGUCUGGGAUCUGCAAUCACGGAAAAGGACUCAGACUCUCCCUAACCGGAAAUGUUUCUUGACUUCAGCUUUGCAUGGUGCCAACAGCAGCAAAGUGGAGGUCUUUAAAAAUGAGUUCUGGUCAUCUUCAGAGACCAAGGUAGGGGAAGGGCACAAGAGAGCAAUGUCUCAAGAUUUGCGCCACCUAUCUGACUCCCAGAGGACUUCCACUUAUGAUAAUGUCCCUGCCCUCCCAGUGUCCCCUGGGGACGAAGCAAGUGCACCCUUUUCUCACACCUAUAACUCCAAGAAAGACACUCCUGUCAGCCCUAAUUCUGAUGCUGGGCCUGCAAGAAAGGACUCUGGAGAAGAGGAGUUUGGAUCUUCCCAGAGAGUCGUCCAGGAGCUACGAAAGGAAAUAGAAACACAGAAGCAAAUAUAUGAGGAACAGAUUAAAAACCUUGAGAAGGAAAACUAUGAAGUCUGGGCUAAGGUAGUGAGGCUCAAUGAAGAAUUGGAAAAAGAGAAGAAAAAGUUUGCAGCCUUGGAAAUCAGCUUCCGCAAUGUGGAGCGCUCCCGGGAAGAUGUUGAGAAGAGGAACAAGGUCUUGGAAGAAGAAGUCAAGGAGUUUGUCAAAUCGAUGAAGGAGCCCAAGAGUGAUGCUUGA